AUUCUAGAGUGGGAGAUGCUAUUGGUCGUUCGCUUAUCACUAUUCUCCAACUCGAUCCCCGCAGCCGCAGCUCACAAGUCAAGCUUUUCUAGUCCUGUGAAGUGCUGUUUUCUCUCUGCUUUUAAAAAACGUUUUGGUGAAAAAUCUGAAGGGACAAUGGCCCGAGACCCGGCAUCAGAUCAACUGAACAGCUUUAAACACUCUGUUAAGGAAAAAUUAACGCUAACCACAGGCCAUGGAGCACCAGUUGACUCGAAAUCAGCAUCUCUCACAGCUGGGCCCGAUGGACCGAUUCUCCUGCAAGAUAUCACCUUAAUCGAUGAGCUGACACACUUUGAUCGGGAGCGAAUCCCCGAACGAGUAGUCCAUGCAAAAGGAGCCGGUGCCUUUGGUUACUUUGAAGUAACGCAUGAUAUCACGAAGUACACAAAAGCUAAAGUGUUCUCAGAAAUUGGGAAAACAACACCAAUUGCACUGCGUUUUUCAACAGUUGGCGGUGAAAGCGGAUCUGCAGAUACAGUCAGAGAUCCACGUGGUUUUGCUGUCAAGUUUUACACGGAAGAAGGAGUUUGGGACUUAGUUGGGAACAAUACGCCCAUAUUCUUUGUCAGAGAUCCUCUUCUAUUUCCCAGUUUCAUUCACACUCAAAAGAGGAACCCUGCUACCCACUUGAAGGAUGCAAACAUGGUGUUUGAUUUUAUUACCUUAAGACCAGAGACAACUCAUCAAGUCAUGUUCCUAUAUUCCGACCGAGGCAUUCCAGAUGGUUACCGCCACAUGAAUGGCUACGGCUCACACACAUUCAAGUUGGUCAACGAUAAAGAUGAAGCUGUCUACUGUAAAUUCCACUGCAAGACGGAUCAAAAAAUAAAAAACCUUCCAGUUGAGAAAGCUGCACAACUUGCAUCAAGUGACCCUGACUACUCUAUCCGAGACUUAUACAAUGCCAUUGCUACAAAAGACUUUCCCUCUUGGACCAUGUACAUUCAAGUCAUGACAUUCCAGCAAGCCAAGAGUUACAGAUGGAACCCAUUCGACCUCACAAAAGUUUGGCCACAUUCCGAUUUCCCACUGAUCCCUGUUGGCAAAUUGGUACUGAACCGUAAUCCUGAGAACUACUUUGCAGACGUAGAGCAGGCUGCGUUCAGCCCCUCUCAUUUGGUCCCAGGAAUUGAACCAAGUCCAGACAAAAUGCUUCAAGCUCGACUUUUCUCCUACGCAGACACUCACCGUCAUAGGCUAGGGGCCAACUACUUACAGUUACCAAUCAACUGCCCGUAUCGCAGCCGAAUUUCAAAUCAACAAAGAGAUGGACCUCAGACAUACUACAACGAAGGUGGUGCACCAAACUACUACCCUAACAGCUUCAGUGGGCCUGAACCAAGUGGCCAUGCUGCCCUCUCCAAAUACUCUGUCUCUGGCGAUGUUCAAAGGUAUGAAACUGGAAAUGAAGACAAUUUCUCUCAAGCAACAUUAUUCUGGGAAAAGACUCUGAACGAAGAAGAAAGAUGCAGGCUUGUAGCCAAUCUUGCCGGACAUCUGAAAGAAGCAGCCGAGUUUAUUCAGGAGCGAGCAGUCAAAAACUUUACCCAAGUACACCCAGACUUUGGUGAACAACUAGCCAAAGCAUUGAAAAUCACUGUCACUCAAAAGUCCAGCCUCUAACUUCAUCCUUCAACCUACAUAAUUAUUUUUUAAAAUUCUGAAAGGUCCACUUGGAAUCGUGCAAGUUAUCUUUUUAUGGCAUUUCGUGCCAUCAAGCAAUUUUAAAAUGUGUUUUGUAUUUUUCUAUCAACUACUUAAUGUUUAUUCAUAUGCAUCAGCUGCACAGUUCUUAUAAUCACGUUUCCCAGCAGUAGUCAGAAUUGUGGUUCGUGGUGCAACGGUGAUUUGUAGUGCAUGAUUGAUUUUUUUAAGACCAUCCCAGUUCUUUCUCAUGUUUUUAUACUUCUAUUUUUAUUUUUGGUAAGUGUUGUUUUUACCUGUAAGUUAAACUCAUCAAAAUAAAUGUAUUGUUAAUUUUUA
Messenger RNA from Bemisia tabaci, 2025 nucleotides. It is a transcript of the gene Cat, whose product is annotated as Catalase. The record is from RefSeq and is a predicted model, not a curated record. Lineage: Eukaryota; Metazoa; Arthropoda; Insecta; Hemiptera; Aleyrodidae. Gene Ontology annotation, molecular function: heme binding; catalase activity. Gene Ontology annotation, cellular component: cytoplasm; mitochondrion; peroxisome. Gene Ontology annotation, biological process: response to hydrogen peroxide; hydrogen peroxide catabolic process.